AUGUCAACGGUCGGUUUCAGUUUUAAAGUCGCGGUUUUCGACCAAAACCGAAUUGAACCGCAAAAACCGACUGAUCCAAUGCUUUAUGAACCUGAAAAACUUCCACCUACAGAAAAUAUAGCUGUUUGUCAAUUGCACUUACACACCUAUGUAGUAGGUCCAAUGGAUUUUUUUAUAGAUUUUGCAAGACGUGCAGCUCAUGCAUUAAAAAUGCCAUGCUCAGAAAACUUUGAACAUAAAACCCAUAAAAGAUUGUUAGAAAUAAAGGAUGCAAAUAAAGAUGCUAUGGUAUUUAGCCAAUAA
This is a messenger RNA of Entrophospora sp. SA101, 303 nucleotides long. NCBI's taxonomy places the organism in Eukaryota, Fungi, Glomeromycota, Glomeromycetes, Entrophosporales, Entrophosporaceae. The record is from the annotation of a GenBank genome assembly.